This is a messenger RNA of Notothenia coriiceps (black rockcod), 700 nucleotides long. RefSeq names its product inositol 1,4,5-trisphosphate receptor type 3-like. The annotation marks the transcript as partial. The transcript is spliced from 4 exons. Lineage: Eukaryota; Metazoa; Chordata; Actinopteri; Perciformes; Nototheniidae. Gene Ontology annotation, biological process: transmembrane transport; calcium ion transport. Gene Ontology annotation, molecular function: monoatomic ion channel activity. Gene Ontology annotation, cellular component: membrane. The record is from RefSeq and is a predicted model, not a curated record.
GAUUUGAAUAUGGAGAGUCAGUCAUAUCACAGAGUUAAUGUACGUUACUGAUAUAGACUCUGAUCUAAUAUCCCGUGACUGUGUGUGUUCAGAGGCGCCGACCUCAGAGCGGGCGUGCGACACUCUGCUGAUGUGCAUCGUCACCGUGUUGAACCACGGCCUGAGGAACGGAGGAGGAGUCGGAGACGUUCUCAGGAAACCAUCCAAGAACGAGCCGUUGUUUCCGGCCCGGGUGGUGUUCGACCUGCUCUUCUACUUCAUCGUCAUCAUCAUCGUCCUCAACUUGAUCUUCGGAGUGAUCAUCGACACGUUUGCCGACCUGAGGAGUGAGAAGCAGAAGAAAGAGGAGAUCCUGAAGACCACCUGCUUCAUCUGCGGUUUGGAGAGAGAUAAGUUUGACAAUAAGACGGUGUCGUUUGAAGAGCACAUCAAACUGGAGCACAACAUCUGGAACUACCUGUACUUCAUCGUGCUGGUGCGCGAGAAGAACAAGACGGACUACACCGGGCCGGAGAGCUACGUGGCUCACAUGAUCAAAAACAACAACCUGGACUGGUUCCCCCGGAUGCAGGCCAUGUCUCUGGUGGUGACGGACGGGGACGGGGAGCAGAACGAGAUGAGGAUGCUGCAGGACAAACUGGUCUCCACCAUGAAGGUGGUGCUGACCCUCACCCAGCAGCUGAUGGAGCUCAAAGAGCAG